GCCUUCUGUUAACUCACAAGACAAGUUCUGCUGAACACAGAUACCAAGUCUUUGGAGUUAAACAGUUCAAAUAAAAACUAUAAGUAAAAUGCAGUAAGUAAAUGACAUCAGGGCUUUUUAUAGUGGUUCAAGGAACAACUUGUUCCUCUAGUCUACUGUUCCACUAAGCUUGUAAAAACGACCGUUUACAAUGCCUUAGCCCUAUCACUUAAGAAGCUAUCCACGUCUUCUUCAAGUGUAGAUGUCUCCUUGGAUGCACUUCUGGCUUCCUUAAGACUGGUCCUUUCACUGAGCUUUCCCGGAAGUAUCACCACUUCACUGCUCCAGGUACUUGGAUGUCCUUCUUGUGAAAGAAGAGUUUCUGUUAAAAACAUGGGUUCCUCCAACUUGCUUCGUUACAAAACAUUUGUAUAUGAAGAGCUUGAAGAGUUGAAGAACGAUUAGAACUUUGCUUGAGUUGGAAGUAGGAAGCUUUCCAACGUCUGCCUUCUCUUGUAAAAGAUAAUGAAGAUUUUAUCUCAAGGAGGCUUUUUGCGUUUUUAGCGUUUGAAUGUUUUGUAUGCGCACUGUUGUAGCAAAGUUAUCCGGUUGUUCUUCGUAGUGUAUCUUUUAUACUGAGGUUGUCUUCCCGUUGGAGGAGAAGGAGGACAACUGCAUUAAAUGAGCAGGCAGUUGACUUGACCAGUAGGACCCAGCAAAGUUGGCGGGUUACUAUUUUGGGAUAAAGCUAUCCUGACAUUGCGGCCAAUCAUCUGCAUUUACUCUACAGAGUAUGGGAGGCAUUAAAUGUGCAUUUAAUGCGCGUACUGUAGCUUUUCCGUUCAAGACUCCUAGCCGUUGAGGGAAUCUUCAGUUGGUUUACCGGCUUGGUGAAAUUCUUCUAAGUGUCAGGCCUUCUGGUGUCUUCAGCAGAGAGUCGAUCAGAGAAGGUCUAGAUCACUUCUGUUGGAGAAAGCUAUCAGAGAUUCUUGAGGGUUUCUGUUGAAGAUUUGUCCAACAGAAAACCAAUAGGGUUUCUGUCCGUGUAAAGGCUAACAGAGACCCAGAGGUCUUCUGUUCUGAAGCAGAGAGCCAAAGGUCUUCUGUUGAAACAAAGCCUAUCAACGGUCUUCUGUCUGGAGGUCUUCUGUUCUGUAGGCCUUCUGUUCUGGAGGCCUUCUGCCAGUCGACUAUACUAAAGAACUUUACAAGGAAAAAUUCUAAUACAUUAAAUCUAAAGAGGGGUACUCUAAAGUCCUAAUUAAUAUAGCAUCGUCAAAAUCUAAUUACAAAUAUUCCUUACAAUUUCCCCCUUUUUGAUGAUGCCAAAACCCUUUAACUAUUUCCAGAGAAGUGCCUUCACCAUAAAGAAUUAAAGUUUAAAACUUUCAUUAAAAUCUUGGUGGGCAACUUGGCAUAGGAAAAUAGUAAGAGUACAGUACAUUCAGAUAGCAGAUAAUAAAUCAUAGGUAUCAGAGCAAGAUAAGAAACACAGAAAGCAAACAAACACACAAAAGAGACAAAUGAGAAGGAAUUUCCUUACAAAAAGAGAGGUAGAGAUAUGAUUUUAUUAGAGACAGUUUACAGAAAGGAUUCCUUACACAUUCUCCCUAGUAGCUGUGGCCAGAGCUUCAUCUUCCAGUCUUUGAAGCCUUAGCAAUUCUUCAUUGAUUUCUUCUCUAAUAUGAGAUAGGUUACCAGAACUUUGAUAAGAUGCCCAGAUAGGAGAUAGCUUGCAAUCCAAGUAGCUAAGAACUCCUUCAUGAAUUGUCUUGCCAGGGACAAUGUUCUUCUGGUACCCAUCCUCUGCUUCUUCUAGGGAUCCCCCAUGUCUGACUCGUACAUACCCAUCCUUAUCUAAGAAGAGAUUAUGUUGCUGUGUGAGAGUCAUUUUCAUUUUCAUCUCUUCGAAUUGAACUCUGUCAAUUUUCUGGGAUCCACCCAAUCUCCAAUCAGUAAAACUAAGAAUCUUCUUCUUCUUGGUGCCCUUCUUAACUGGAGAUGGGGGUCUGGAUAUAGCGGCUGCUCUCUUCUUUUGUAUAGCCGCUUCAAAGUAGGGUGCAGGAUCAACAGUUGGUUCAGUAGAGGGGGAUGCUCUUGCAGAGGCUCUAGUGGACCGAGGCUUAGUCUGUUGAGGACCCUCUUCCCCUUUUUUGGCAUCAUGGAGGUCCUCUAGCAUGAGGUUGAUCUUCUGGAACUCUGAGGUCUGUGAGGUGGCUAUCUACUCAAGGGCAUCUAGUAGAGUCUGAGUGACAGAAGUGAGUCCUUCUAUCAGCCCUUGCUGCUUCUGGAUGGCAGAGAAGAUAUCUUUGUUGUUGGCUUCCACCAAUACCAUCUUCUGGUAUCUGUCUCUGUCAGCAGAGAGGAGAUGUUGAGCUUGAUCUUGGUGGACUUUGCACAUUUCUUCAAUGGUUAGCAAUUGCUUCUUAGUCCUGUGAUCAGAUCGUUGAAGAGUCUCAAGGUUCUCAGAUAUGGUGCUGAUGGCCUUACCUUGAACCAACAAAGUCUGGUGAAAUGUGAAGAGAGUCUUGUGAAUACUGUCCACUUCUGUUGAGAGUGCAUCUGUUAUGGCAGUGGAUGAAUCCAUGAAAUAAUUGAGGGAUUCUGUGAGAUUGGCAAAGCGAUCUGAAAUGAACUACAUUCCAGAGUUGAGGUUAUCAUUCACAUGUGAGAGGUGUUCGAAGUGUUUGUCAUUGAUCUGGAUAAGCUUGUCCAUUCCUUCUUGAACUUGACCACCAAACUCUUCUGUAGUCUGAACAAACCUAUUGAAAGGAAUUUGUGGCUCUGAUUCUUCAAAACUAGGCAUCCCCAGUCCCCUUGAUUUGGGCAUGGGAGCCCUUCUAGAAAUGUUGUCUUCAGCAGAUGAGGCUUGUUGUUGCUGAACUUCAUACUCAAGUUGUGUCAAAGGAGGGGUCUUCUGUCUCUUGGAUGAGGCUUCAUGAGGUUUGCUGACAAUGAAUCCACCCAUGCUUAAGGAGUCCUCAUAGGAUGAGUAGAUGGGUAUUGUGUUUCUGACAACACGUGUCUUUUUGUUGAAGGAAGGAUUGGAGGCUGUGGAAUUUCUGGAGUAGCCUUGAGGUGCUGGAACAGGAGACACAGUAGGUGGAUCUUGAGACUGAAGAGUGGCAGUCUGUAUAUGAAUUGGGUUCUGCUGGGGAGAGGGUGAUUUGGAUUUCUGUUGGGAGGAGGUUUUCUGGUGAGGAGAGGCAUUCUGUUGUAAAGGUGUGAUCUGAUGAGGAGGAGGGGGUGGAGGAGAAGGGGAUCGGUUUCUGAUAGGGGUGAGCUCUUUGCAGGUUGAUGGUGAUUUGGUUUUCUUAGUUGAAGAGUGAGGAAAGGUUGAGGUUUUCUGUUCUGAGGUUUUCGGUUGAAGGUUCUCUGUAGGAAGGGUUUCUGUUGGGAUGGUUUCAGUUGGAAUGAGAAGAGAGGGAAUUUGGGGUUCUGUUGAGAUAUGAGCAGAGUGGGUUGGGGAGAUUACCUCAAGUACAGUUUCUUCGAUCAGGGAUGCCCUCCAUUCUCUGAUAAGCUCCAUCAUAGCAUGUGUUGGUCCCGUUUGUAAUGAGAACAGUCUAGAGGGGGGGUGAAUAGACUGUUCAGGAAUUUAAACUUUUCUCUAAGUCAAAACUGACUUAUCAGAGAUGGUCGAAAUCUGGUGACAGAGAUGGUCAGGUUCUGAUGGCAGAACUAGACGAGGCAGCGGAUAAGUUUCUGUCCGGGUAGCCUCUAGAAGAAUGCUAAGGCAAAGUGCCUUUCUGAUAACUCUGAAAAAAGAUCUGCUGGACACAGAGUCCAACUUUAAGAGUUAAUCAGUAGAAUCUUAAGUGCGGGAAUUAAAAGCUUAAAGUAAAUGACACCGGAGUUUUUAUAGUGGUUCAAGGAACAACUUGUUCCUCUAGUCCACUGUUCCACUAAGCUUGCAAAGACAAUAGUUUACAACGCCUUAGUCCCUAUAACUUAAGAAGCACUCCUCGUCUUCUUCAAGUCUAGUUGCCACCCGGGAUGCAGUCCUGCUUCCUGAUGGCGGGUCUCGUUUCACUGAGUCUCUUGAAGUAUCCCCACUUCACUUACUCCAGUUAGUUUGAGACGUCCCUUCUUUUUCAAGAAGUGUUUGAUUCAAAAUCAGUUUUCUCCAACGUUGCUUCUUCACAAAGGAUGAGUAGAUGAAGUUUUCGAAGUGUUGAAGAACUGAGGAACUUUGCAACUUGCUUGUUGGAUGAAGGAUUAGAAAAUAUAUCUUCCAACUGAAGCCUUUUCUUGUUUAGAAUGAAGUUUGAAUCUCAAGAAGGCUUUGAGGUAUUUGAGUUAGAGUAGAAUAAUCUGAGCAAGUUCGUUUGGUAGAUGUUGUAGCAAAGUUAUUCUCUUAGUUCUUCAGAGUGUAUCUUAUAUACUGGGAGCAGUCUUCCCGUUGGAGUGUAGAAGACAGCUUCAUUAAAUGUUUGUACUGUUGACUUGACCGGUUGGACCUUCGACUUGCUAUUUUGGGGGCGUAAAGAUACUCGCAUGGUCAAUCAUCAGCUUUAAAUAUCUCUUCGUACGUACAACAUUAAAUGUGCAUUUAAUGCGUGUACAGUACCAUGUUUCCGUUGAAAGAUUCGUAACCGUUAGGGGAUUUCCCGUUAGUUUAACGACCGUUGGUAAGUGUUUUCGGAAUCUGGUGUGUGAGACAGAGUCUUAUGAGACUCUCUGGUUCAAUCUCUGAAGUCCGCCUCUGUUGCCAACUCUGGUAUCAACACAGAUAACCAGUUCUGAUUGCUUCUCUGGUGAGCAACUCUGGGAGCAACUCUGGUAGAAGCAAGGUGGAUCUCUGGCAAGCAGACUAAGCUAAAACUUACAAAAUAAAUUCUAAUACAAAAUUUCUAAAGGGGUACUUUCAAAUUCUAAUUAACCUAGCAUCAUCAAAAUCUAAAUACAUUUAUUCCUUACAGCAUGCCUUUCUGUCUUGGGUACAGAAGGUUCUCCUGGUGUAGAGUGAGGUUGCACAAAUUGUUUUGCCUUCUUGGCAAAUAGCCAUUCUUCAAAGACUUCUAUUUCUUCAUCUUCAAGGGGCUUGACUAUCUCCUCUGAAGAGGUGGAUAUGAGAACAACCUUUCCCUUGUAAUUUGCCUUCUUCUUCUCGAGGACAGAGUGCAGGAAGUUGAGGGCAAAGCACUUUGAGACAUCAUCAGUGCCCACCCACUUCAGUAUGGCCUCUUCUUCAGACUCAUAGUGGUUAAAGUAUUGGAUGAUCUUUUGGAGGGGUCCCAUCCUCCAUCUUCUCCAUUCCAGCACUCGAUCAAACUGUCUAUCCAGUAAAGAUAGAUACCCUUCUUUGUCUGUAUUGGGGUGUUCUGGUGAUGUUGGCACUCGGUUCUAUUCUGGGGUGGCAACAGAAGUGGGGUUCUCUGGUUCCACCUGAGUGUCUGCUACCUUCUCAGACACUGAGAUUACAGGUUUGAUGACCUUCUUCUUAGUUCUGGUGGUUCUCUUCCUCUUAAGUGCAACCUUCUUGGGUUGAGGAGGUGCAACUUAUUUGGUUUUCUUCUCCCUUUUCUUCUUCUUCUCCUCAGUGGGUGCAUCAGAGAGGGGUUUCUGAACCUUGUCUCCUUGUUGUCUCUUGUUAUCAAGCUGAAGCUGUCGCUUUAGUUCUGCCUUGAUAGCAAUUUCUCUAUUCGGAGAUGCAGACAGAAAGAUUACCUUAGUGUGAUCCAGAGGUGUGAUCUUCCUCAAGGUGACACCUUGUGUGAGUAGCAAUUCAGAGAUGAUCAAUCCAUGGCCUAACUUCCCAGAAUAUAGGCCUGUCUUGGGGUUCUUUUAUUUUGAUGAAUUCAAUGAGGGACCGCACCAUAACUUGUCCCCAGUUGACAUUUACUCCAUGAUGUACUGCAUAGAGGGCCUUUGCAUUUGCAGUAGUGACAUCAUCAGUGGAGGUAUACUUUCACCAUAAACAUUUGUGGAAAAUGUUAAUGAGGAGCUCAAAAUCCUUCUUGAGCAGGUGUUUCUUGAUGUUCACUUUUUCUACUUCUUCUCCUUUUCUGAAGUAGUUCCUUUUGAAUUCAGGAACAAUGACGUCAGCUUCUUCUAAAUCAAAUAGAGAGGCCCUGCCUUCUUCUAGUUGAAUGUCAAAAAUUUUGUUGAUGACGUCAUCAUCAACCAGUAUGUCCUCUCCUUGGACUUUAGAAGUGAUGGAUUCAUCUUUGUAGGAGGCGUUGAGGUAGAAUUCAACGGUAUAUAUGUUGCUGUAGACUUCAUAUGUGAAGGAGAUGACCUUGCUCAGUUGACAUUCUGUCAGUCCUUCAAUGAUGUUUGCCAUCCUUUCUUCUUUUUCUGCAAAUCUGGGUAGUACUUCCAAUUCGCACUUCGUCCCUGUCAACACAUUCUUGAGCAGUGUAGCUUUUUGCUCCUUAGAGAGGUCGGUGAAGUUCAAGAAAGCCUUAGCUGGAUUGAGAGGUUGGAGAGUUUUUAGAGAGAUAAAGAUUUGAAUGCUUGAGAGUAAUGAAAGAAGUAGCGGUUUAGGUUGGAACGAAGAGAAUAUAUGGGUACGGGUUAGUGGACGUUUGAGAUUAUUGGCGGUUCCAAGGUACCAAUAAAUGAAAAUGGGGGCGCAGUAAAUAUUUUGCGGCUGUAAUACCGUUUAAGGGUAGAAGGGUAAAAGACCUUCAUUAAUUUACUAGUGUAAGGAAUAUUUGUAAUUAGAUUUUGAUGAUGCUAUAUUAAUUAGGACUUUAGAGUACCCCUCUUUAGACUUAAUGUAUUAGAAUUUUCCUUUGUAAAGUUCUUAGUAUAAUCGAUUACCAGAAGGCCUCCAGAGCAGAAGACCUCCUGACAGAAGAUCUUUGGUUCUCUGCCUUAGAACAGAAGACCUCAGGGUCUCUGUUAACCUUUACUCUGACAGAAACCCUCCUGGUUCUCUGUUGGAUAUCUUCUCAACAGAAGUGCUCAAGACAUUCUCUGAUCAACUCUCUGUUAAAGACACCAGAAGGCCUGGCACUUAGAAGAAUUCCACCAAGCCGGAAAACCAACUGAAAGAUUCCUUCAACGGCUAGGAGUCUUGAACGGAAAAGCUACAGUGCGCGCAUUAAAUGCACAUUUAAUGCUCCCCAUACUCCGUAGAGUAAUUGCAGAUGAUUGGCCGCAAUGUCAGGAUAACUUUAUCCCAAAAUAGUAACCCGCCAAGUUUACCGGGUCCUACUGGUCAAGUCAACUGCUCGCUCAUUUAAUGCAGUUGUCCUCCUUCUCCUCCAACGGGAAGACAACCUCAGUAUAAAAGAUACACUACGAAGAACAACCGGAUAACUUUGCUAACUUUUGCUACAACUCUCAAUACAAGAUAUUAAAACGCCAAAAACGCAAAAAGCCUCCUUGAGAUUAAAUCUUCAUCAUCCUCUACAAGAGAAGGCAGAAGUUGGAAAAAUCCUUAUUUCCAACUCAAGCAAAGUUCAAGUGUUCUUCAACUCUUCAAGCUCAUCACUUACAAAUCCUUUGUAACGAAUCAAGUUGGAGGAGCCUCUGUUCUAAAUAGAACCUCCUCUUUCACAAGAAGGACGUCCAAGUACCUGGAGCAGUGAAGUGGUGAUACUUCUGAAAAGCUCAGUGAAAGGACCAGUCUUAGGGAAGCCGAAAGUGCAUCCAAGAAGACAUCUACACUUGAAGAAGACGUGGAGAGCUUCUUAAGUGAUAGGGCUAAGGCAUUGUAAACGGAAGUUUUUACGAGCUUAGUGGAACAGUGGACUAGAGGAACAAGUUGUUCCUUGAACCACUAUAAAAAGCCCUGGUGUCAUUUACUUACUGCUUUACAUUCAUUGUAUUUAUUUAAACUGUUUAACUCCAAAGACUUGGUAUCUGUGUUCAGCAGAACUUGUCUUGUGAGUUAACAGAAGGCCUACUGUCUUUGUUUCUCUGAGGCUACUAACAGAACUCCCUACCAGAACCCCAUCCGCUGCCAGUCUGUUCUGCCAACAGAACAGGCUAUUCUGUUAAAUCUGGUACUUAGCUUGAAAACGUUAAAAACCAAUACAGUCUAUUCACCCCCCCUCUAGACUGUAUCCAGUACAACCGGGACCAACAAGUGGUAUCAGAGCCUCCUUGUUCUAAUAAUCUCUUAGGUUAUUUGCUGAACAAAGAUCCACUUGUUUUUCUGUUUUUCCUCAUUUUUAUCUGAUAUAAUGGAUCACUCUCUGUCCAAGAAUCUUAUGUUCUCAGAUCUCAAAUUUGAUGACUGGAGGAUCCGGAUGAAGGCACAUCUCUGUGCUCUGCAUGAUGAGAUGUAGGAAGUGCUUGACAUUGGGCCCUUCACAAGCUUCCAGAAGGUCAACCCUGAACAUGCUAUUGACAACACUAGACCUCAGAUGAUCAAUAAGGCCAAAUCUGAGUGGACGACAGAAGAAAGAAGGAAGUACAAUCUGGACAACAUUGCUAAGGACAUUCUUUACAAGUCCAUCGAUGAUAGGUACUUCAACAGAAUAAAGAAGUGCAAGACUGCAAAGGAAAUCUGGGAUACUCUUGAGCUCAUUGGAGCUGGUGCUGAGCAAGAGAAGGACAACAAGCUGACAAUAGCCAACAAGAAGUUUGAUGACUUCAAACUUCUUCCUGGUGAAAGCAUCUCCAAGAUGUAUGACAGGCUCCUUACUCUCACUGGAGAGAUCUCGGAGCUUGGCAAGGAACUCACCACCAAGGAGAUCAACCUUAAGGUGUUGAGGGGACUGCCCUCAGCAUGGAAGAUGAAGGUGGUUGUUGUCCAAGCCAGCAAGGAUGUGAAGACUUAUCCCACUGAUAAGCUCAUUUUAGAUCUCAAAGCUCAUGAGUUUGAAAUGAUUGAAGAAAAAGAAGAUGUACCAGAAGAGAGGACCACUACAGCCCUCACUGCCAGCACAUCAAAGGUAAAUGAUUUUGACCCUUCAGUACUUUUAUCUGACGAAUAUAUGGCUGCUUUUGCUAGAUGAUUCAAGAAGUUCAUGAAGAAUCCUAAAGAUGGAAGAAGUCCAUCAUUCAGUAGAAAGCCAUUCCAGAAGGUCAAAACAACAGAAAGCAGUGGUGAGCUUCUCUGUUACAACUGCAGACAACCUGGACAUUUCAAGGCAGAAUGUCCACAUCCAAGAGUGUCCAAGAAACAAGGGCAUGAUGGAGAAAAGAAGAAAUAUGAAGAUAACUCCAGAAGAAGGAAAGCACUCGUGACAGAACAGUUCGAGAAAGACCCUCUGUCAGAGACAGAAUCCAGUUCUCACUCUGACUCUGAUGAGGCCUUCUGUUGCCUUGAUACUGAGACAGAAGACCUAUGCCUCAUGGCUCAUUCUGAUGAUGAGGUAACCUGUACUUCUACAUCUAGUUUUUCUUCGGUAGGCUUAGCUUUUGAUUCUGAUUCAAUGUCAGAAUUUUGGGAAGAGUUUAAGGCCAUCCAAGCCACUUAUUCUUCUGUAACAGAAGAAAACAGUAAGUUGAAAGCUGAAAUUCUUGACUUGAAAAAGGAGGUUGAGAUCAAAAUCAAUCUUCUAAUUAAGGAAAGAGAUCAGCUGGAGACUGAAAAUGUUUCUCUUCUCAAGAGAAUAAGAGAAAUAGAGCCUCUCGAGAUUAAGUACAAAGCUUACCAGAAGGCCCAGUCUUCCAUGGAAAAGAUUCUACUUGAUCAACAGAUUGGCACUAGUUUUGGUCUUAGUUAUGGCUCAACAGAAUCAGGUGAGCCUUCUGUAAUGCCUAGCACCAGUGUUGCUAAGGCAGAUAAGGUCAUAGUGCCACUGAUCUCUAGCCCCAUCUGUCAAGCUGGUGUAUCCGGCACCAAGGUUGUUCAUGAGGAAGUUAGACCAGAAAAGGGAAAGAUAAAGGUUCAACAGAAACCCUUUUUGAAAAAUAAUGAACCUGGCAGAAAACCUAACAACAGAAAAGGUUUUCAGGAUAACAAAAAUAAAAGACCAUUCAUUGACAGACAACCUCAUGACAAUCGUGCCAGAAAUGACCACCAGAAGGGCAAAUAACAAGAGAGAGUUAACUUUAGGCAGAAGAGGUUGGCUGGUCAACUUCAGAAGCCCAAAGCUAACCGUCCAUCUGCUCUUGAUAGUAUAUGGGACUUCUUUCCAACAAAGAAAGCUAUGCAAAAGUAUGUAAACAGGAAGCAUGACCCUCACAAGCAUCUGCCCAAAGUGAAUCAGACUUCAGUUUACUAUAACUACCAGGUGGACAAUGGGUACCACCCACCAAGGUUUCACCUGAUGAGACCAAAAUGGUACCAACUACCCAGACUCCAUGACCCCCCAGGACCUAACAUUGCUUGGGUACCUAAAUCUUUCUUUUGAUCUUGUAGAAACUGUGUGCUGGAGCUAUCUCAGAGCAAGAAUGCUUUAUUGAUAGUGGAUGCUCCAGGCACAUGACAGGUGACAGAAGUUGUCUAACUGAGUUCCAGAAAUGCAAAGGACCUAGAGUUACCUUUGGAGGUAAUGACAAAGAAGGUCAAACAAAAGGAAGAGGAAAGCUGAUCAAGAACCAGAUAGUCAUUGAUGAUGUCUCAUAUGUCAAAGGACUGAAGUUCAACUUGCUGAGUGCUAGCCAAUUCUGUGACAAAGGCUACACUGUUGAAUUCACAAAGGACUUCUGUUAUGUGAAGCAUGAGACAACAAAAGAAGUGGUUCUUACAGCAUCAAGGAAGAAGAACAUCUAUGUGGUUGAUUGGAACACUGCAAAGGAUGGAGUUUGCCUGAUAGCCAAGGGAGAUUCAAAACUAAGCUGGGACUGGCACAAGAAGCUUAGCCAUUUGAACUUCAAAACAAUCAACAAACUGGCAAGAGAACACAUAGUUGAUGGACUGCCAGACAUAGUCUACAAGAAAGAGACCCUCUGCAGUGCAUGCCAGAAGGGAAAGCAAUAGAAGAACUCUUUCAAACCCAUUGCUGGAGAUCUUUCUACAAGUCCUUUAAAUCUGAUCCACAUGGAUUUAUUUGGACCUGUUGAAACUCCAAGCGUUGGUGGCAAGAAAUACACCCUAGUCAUGAUUGAUGACUAUUCCAGAUAUACAUGGACUAUCUUUCUGUCAAAGAAAAAUGAAACUCUUCAGAAGUUGCCAUCUCUGUUAAAGCAACUUCAGACUGAGAAGAACUCUAAUGUUAAGACAAUCAGGUCUGACAGAGGAACUGAAUUUGUCAACCAAGUCAUAAAGGAUUUCUGUGAUCAAAAUGGAACCUUUCAUCAACUCUCUGCCGCCAGAACCCCUCAACAGAAUGGCGUAGCAGAAAGGAGGAACAAAACUUUAAAAGAAGCUGCAAGAACAAUGAUUGCAGAAUCUGGACUACCUAUGAGAUAUUAGGCUGAAGCAAUCAAUACUGCAUGCUAUACUCAGAACAGAAGCAUGAUCAACAAGAAUCACCAGAAGACCCCUUAUGAACUCGGGAAAGGAAGAAAACCCAACAUCAAUUACUUUCAUGUGUUUGGAUGCAAAUGCUACAUCCUUAACAAUGGAAAGGAGAAUCUGAAAGUCUUUCAAGAGAAAGCUCAUGAAGGUGUCUUUAUAGGCUAUUCAAACACCAGUAAAGCCUAUAGAGUACUCAACAGAAGGACUCUACAUGUUGAAGAGUCUAUACAUGUGAAGUUUGAUGAUAGCACCUCUGUUAAAGAAGUAACAUAGAUCCUCAAGGAAGUAAGCAUAGAAGACAGAACACCAGACCCAACAGAAGAGGUAGCAGAUAACCCUGCAUUUCCAACACCUGCACCAAACCCCCUUCUGCUGAAUAAAGAUGAAGACUCAGAAGAUGAAGAACAAGAAAGACCCAGACAACAACUGACAGAACCUAACCUGACAUGGUUAAGAGACCAUCCCCCUAAUCAAGUUAUUGGGCAUAUCAGAAGUGGUGUGCAGACAAGAUCAGCAUCAACAAGGAGAGAAGCAAUGCUUGCCUGCUAUAUAUCUCAGAUGGAACCCAUGACUGUGGAAGAAGCUCUUGCAGACUCAGAUUGGAUCAAUGCAAUGCAAGAAGAGCUGACUCAAUUUGAAAGGAACAAAGUAUGGGAACUUGUUCCUAGGCCAAAGCACCAGAAUGUCAUUGGAACAAAAUGGGUAUUCAAGAACAAAGCUGAUGAAGAUGGCAACAUUGUAAGGAAUAAAGCAAGGCUGGUAGCUAAAGGCUAUUGCCAAGAAGAAGGAAUAUGUAACACCCAAAAAAAAACUCUUAAAAUAAAAUCAGAUAUAAAUUAUCUGAUAAAUUAUUAAAAGUGAAACAAGUUAUUGAUAAAAUAAUUAAUACGAGUAAGUAAUAAUAGUACUAGCUUAACUCAUACGUAUACAUCACUUAAAUAAGAUGCAAUGCACUACGUAGCAUAACUAACACACCAUACCCUGAUGAUGAUGCACAUGACUCGCAUACAUAUACAUACACACGUAAUACAUACAUGUAUUACAUACAUACAUACUUGAUGCAAGUAACGUAUAUGCAUGCAUACAUGCAUCAUUAUUGUUAUAAACAUAAACUUACAGUUUGAUUAGUAUAGACAGUAACGGGCAACUAAAACGGAUCAGAUUAAUGAUAUGCAUUAAUCAAUCUUAUUAAGUUAUCAAGUAAAUAGCAUUAAGCCUCAAACGGCUGGAGGGAAUUGAACGGUCAGGACCUCUAUACAUUCGUCGAGCACAUGGCAGAAACACGUGAAACUAGAGAACCUAUAUAUACAUAAAUACUUUGUAGGAUAAAACAAAACUAAAGCUAUAGCUAAGCAGACGAUCUCUCAAAUUUUCGGUAUAAAUCGAAAGAAGAUAGUGAGGAUGCUCCACGUCGGAAAAUCGCUAUAGGGCUUCCGGGCUGAUUCUACGCCGGACUGUCGGAGUAGCAUAACAGGUUUGCCGCAAAGAGAAGGAGUUAGCGCCGGAGAAGAAGAAGUUGGUGCCGCCGGACCAAAUUGCUGCUGCCGCUGUUGCUCGACCGGAAAGCCAUCGGGUGCCUCCAUCUCCAUCAGAAAGGAAGCCAUCCCGCCGCCGUCUGAGCCGGCUGGUCACCGCCGGAAGCUAGAGCCUUGCGUCGCCGCCGGUACCGCAUUAAGAAGAACGAAGUGAUUAUUUAGAGACCGGAGUAGAAGAAGAGAAUUAGGAGCACCCGGACUAGAGGUAAGUUUCUCUGCCAAUCCAAAAAUCGUUUCCUCGUAUUAUAUAUGUAUUAUGUGAUACGUGAUUUUUAAGUGUGAAGUAUGACUUUUAUGCAUGUGAUUCUGAGAUGAUUCGUGAAACUAAGUGCUUUUAGGGGGUGCACACACUUAAGGUAGUCGUUUCGUUUCCAAUAGAGUAGUUGUGGUACCGGCACUUGUCCGGGGUGGCCGUCCGUAACCACGGUCCACCGGGCUCUACCGAAAGGUUGAGCACCGCCCUUCUAAAUUACUAGGAAGUUAGAGAAGAAGUGAUUUUUGAGGAAAUCAAGGAGAAGAGUUAUUAUGAAGUUUUAAAGAGAAGUUGAGGAUUUUCGUGAAGAAGUAGUUUUGAGAAAAAUCAAAGUGAAAAGAAUUUCGAUGGUGUGAGUAUUUUUAUAUAUUAUUAUAUAAAGAUCUAUUUUAGUCAAACACGAUUAUUUUACGGGGUUGGGUAGUACUUACUUAGCUCUAAAGCUAAUUUUUGUUUUCUUUUCCUUGUUUUGUUUCUGCACUUUAUUUGUGCAGUUGAGGAUGAUUUUGUCGAUUGAUGAUUGCUUGCAUGGCCCGAGAGCGAAUUAGAAGUCGCCUUAGUUAUACUAGUCAUGAAAUAAACAUUUACUUUACAAACACUUUAUUUUUAUUAAAUUAGUUGUUAUGUUUUAGUUGCCUGUGCAUCCGGUUGAGAGAUGACCGGAUGUGGCGGUAACACCCAUUUCCCUUAUUAAGACUUCCGCUGUACUUUCUUUAAAUUUUCAUUAUCAAUAAAUAAAAGUUUUAUUUCAAUUAUAUCAACGUUUUGGGUGGGAAAUUUGGGGGUGUUACAAAUUGGUAUCAAAGCCUUUAGUUUUCCCGAAAGGACUAGAACACGAGGUAAUAGGUCGUAGGGAGAAAAUCUGUCACAAAGACGAUAACAGUCUAAGCUGGUUGGUGCAUAAUUGAGCCUCCGCGCUCGUCCAACUAACUGGGAAUUUCUCCUUGUGCUGAAACUUCGUUGUUUGAAAUUUUUGACGAAAACUAUGGGUUUGAUGAGGGAUUUUCAAAAAUGUUUUCCUAAAAUUUGGAGAAUGAAUAUACUAGGAAAGAGGCCUUUUAGGAACGCGGUGAGAGGGAGAAACCUUGCGAAAUUAUUGAGUUAUGAAAUGCAUGGGAUUCAUGCCUCUGUGAAGUAUGUGGAAUAUGUGAUACACUAUGUGUACUAUUUGUUCUAAGAAUCUGAAGUUAGUAGAGAAUUUGUAUAGAAUCCUUAUGUAUGCAUUAAUACUUAGUACGGGUUUUUCUUUAUUAAGAAACAUGCCGCCAAGAAGAAACCCCCAUGCAACCCCAACUGUUGAGGAGUUGGCUCAAACUAUUCAGCAGAUGGCGCAACACAUUGGAGCAGCUCAAACCCAUAACCAAGGGGUUGACUAUGCGACGCGCGUAGCCGGAAGGAACCCCCCAAAAUACCUGGGGGAGGAGGAUCAUCUGAUUUUAGAAGACUGGAUCCGAACCUUCGACAAGCUCUUUGAUUCGCUCAACUGCCCGUUGGAGCAGCGAGUAAACAUAGCGGUGUACUACUUGCACCAAGAGGCGGAUCAUUGGUGGGCUGCCACCGGAUCCACCCUGCUCGAGCAACCGGGAUUUUGUUGGGAAGACUUCAAGAUAGCCCUACGCGACCGUUUCUAUCCGGACCAUGUGAAAGAGGCAAACUAUGAUGAGUUUGUCAACUUCAAGCAAGGAGAUUUAACUGUCCAAGAGUACCACACGAAGUUUGUCCAACAGGCCCGCUUCGCCAAAGAGCUGGUAUCCACUGAGGCCAGCAUGACCCGAAGGUUUGUGAAUGGGCUGAACUUUGGCGCCCAAAAGUCCGUAACCGUGACAGAGCCGCGGAACAUGAAUGAGGCGUACCGGAAGGCUGGGAAGUACUACAUGAUACAUCAGAAGGAGAGGGAAGCGCAGAAGAGAGACCGGAAGAUUGUCGAGGUAGAACAGCAGCAAAAGAAGGCCCGAACUGACCGCCCAGAGCCAAGACAAAACAACCAAAACGGUAGAACCGUCCAAGGCCAGGGUCAGGGAAGGAAUCAGCCCGCUCAGGUACGGCACUACAAAUGCAAACUGUGCCCAAACAACCAUCCCGGGAAGGAUUGUGCGGGAAAUGCGGUGAGAUGUUACAACUGUAAUCUCAUGGGACAUCGGGCAUAUGAGUGCCGGAAACCUCCGAGCCAGGGUCAAAACCAAGGGAACAACCAAACUGGGGGCGGGAAUAAUCACGCUAACACCAACCGUGGUAAUCCCGGUAAUCGCCCAGCGGAGGCUAACCGAAACCAAGGCCCGGGAGGGCAAACAACACUCAAGGCCGCAUCUACGUCAUGAACCAGGCUCAAGCAAAUGCACACGAUGUGGUGUCAGGUACCUUUCUUGUAAACUCCAAACCUGCUUAUGUGCUGUUUGAUUCAGGUGCAUCCCACAGCUUCAUAGCAUCAAAAUUCGUGGAAAGGACGAAGCUAGAACCUACCACUAAGCUUAGUCUUAAUGUAAAAACGGCCUCCAACCAAGUGGUGGCAUGUGGGAGUGUUUUCUCUAACGUUCCCAUAGUCAUAUCCGAUACCGAACUACCCGGAGAUCUAAUCCAAUUUGACCUGGAGGAUAUCGACGUGGUGUUGGGUAUGGACUGGCUAGGGAAAUAUAAAGCCAAAAUCCUAUGCGACGAGCAGAAAGUGGUCUUGAGAGGACCCAACAAAAAACGUGUAUCCUACAAAGCAGUUACAUCUAAACCGGGAGUGAAGCUAGCAACCAUGCAACAAGUCAAACGAUAUGUCCGAAAAGGGUAUGAAGUUUUCUUGUGCAGGAUCAAAGACUUGACCUCCGUGGAUCCGACCAUUGAUCAAAUCCCGGUGGUCAAUGAGUUUCCGGAUGUAUUUCCAAAAGAGAUUCUGGGGAUGCCACCAGAGAGGGAAGUCGAGUUUUCAAUCGACCUUCUGCCGGGCACCGCACCCAUCUCAAAGGCACCAUACCGAAUGGCACCGAAGGAAAUGCAAGAACUGAAGGAACAACUCGAAGAAUUAUUGGAGAAAGGCUACAUCAAACCGAGUAUCUCACCUUGGGGUGCUCCGGUCUUGUUUGUGAAGAAGAAGGAUGGGAGUCUGAGACUCUGCAUUGACUAUAGAGAGCUGAACAAAGCAACCAUCAAGAACAAAUACAUGCUGCCUCGCAUUGAUGACCUCUUUGAUCAACUGAGGGGAGCUAGCACGUUUUCCAAAGUUGAUUUGAGAUCCGGGUACCAUCAAGUGAGGAUUUCUGAGAAAGAUAUCCCGAAGACGGCCUUUCGAACGAGGUACGGACACUAUGAGUUCACCGUAAUGCCGUUUGGCCUCACCAAUGCACCUGCGGUAUUUAUGGAUCUCAUGAACCGUGUGUUCCGACCCUACCUCGAUCUGUUCAUUGUGGUGUUCAUUGACGACAUCCUGGUGUACUCCAAGACACCAACCGAGCAUGAAGAACAUAUGAGGAUAGCACUGCAAACUUUGAGAGAGAAUCAGCUAUAUGCCAAACUCUCAAAGUGUGAUUUCUGGAGGGAUCAGGUAGCAUUCUUGGGCCACAUCAUCACCCGAGAAGGGGUAUCCGUUGACCCGUCAAAGAUCGAAGCGGUGACUGACUGGCCUGCACCCAAAACCGUGAUGGAGGUCCGGAGCUUUUUAGGUUUGGCGGGCUAUUAUCGUAGAUUCGUGAAGGAUUUCUCAAAGAUAGCAAAGCCUUUGACUAAUCUCACGAAGAAGACAACGAAGUUCAUAUGGAGUGACGAAUGCAAACAAGCUUUCCAAGAGCUGAAGCAAAGGUUAACAACAGUGCCUGUCUUGACCCUACCGUCCGGUACUGAGGGGUUCGAGAUUUACACUGAUGCUUGUCUGAGGGGGUUGGGGUGUGUAUUGAUGCAAAACGACAAAGUGGUGGCCUACGCAUCAAGACAACUAAAGACCCAUGAGGUCAACUACCCGACUCAUGACCUGGAACUGGCAGCGGUUAUCUUUGCUUUGAAGCUAUGGAGACACUAUCUCUACGGGGCACAAUGUAAAGUCUACACUGAUCACAAGAGCCUGAAGUACAUUUUCACCCAAAAGGAUCUUAACAUGAGACAAAGACGCUGGCUAGAACUCGUCAAGGACUAUGACUUGGAGAUCCAAUACCAUGAAGGCAAAGCAAACGUAGUUGCCGAUGCGGUGAGCCGAAAAUCAACCCACUCCUUCAAAGCAGCAUGGAUACUAUCUGAUGAACUUUACCGGGACUUUCAAAAGCUAGACUUGGAUGUUCGGGAUUUCGGAGAGGUAGAGCGGGAAACACGGUUACUCACCUUGACCGUUACCCCAUCUAUCUUCGACGAAAUUCGUGAAGGGCAGCCUGGAGACAUAAAGCUAAACCGAAUCCGAGCAGGUAUGACAAAUGGCGUGAACGGUCCGUUCAAACUGCACGAAGACGGGAGCAUUCGACACAAAGGAAGGUGGUGUGUCCCGAUGAAAUGUGAAGAACUUAAAAGGAAAAUUCUGGAGGAAGGGCACAACACGCCUUACUCGGUACACCCUGGGGGCGAUAAACUCUACAAAUACAUCAAAAAGAAUUUUUGGUGGCCAAAGAUGAAGAAAGAGGUAGCCGAGUUCGUGGUCCGAUGCUUAAACUGUCAGAAGGUGAAAGCCGAACGUUGCAAGCCCAAGGGACUCGUACAAUCCUUGGAAGUACCAAAGUGGAAGUGGGAUUCCAUCUCCAUGGACUUUGUUGGGGGCUUACCCCUAACCAAGUCUGGCAAAGACAAGGUUUGGGUCAUAGUUGAUCGGUUAACAAAGACCACUCGCUUUAUCCCAAUGAACGAAACUUGGAGCAUGGAGAAAUUAGCCCGAGCUUACAUCAAACACGUGGUUAAGUACCAUGGAGUUCCACAAGACAUCGUUUCUGACCGUGAUUCUAGAUUUCUAUCUCAAUUCUGGAAGGAAUUGCAAGCCACCAUGGGGACGAAGCUGAAGCUGAGUACUGCCUUUCACCCAACCACCGAUGGGCAAACGGAGCGGACCAUCCAAACACUCGAGGACAUGCUGAGAGCAUGUAUACUGGACCUGCAAGGGUCAUGGGACGAACAGUUAGACUUAAUAGAGUUCUCGUACAACAAUAGCUACCACACCAGUAUCAAGAUGGCCCCGUACGAAGCUCUAUAUGGUCAAAAGUGUAGAAGCCCAAUAUGCUGGGGUGACAUGGUGGAUAAAGUGGUGUUAGGGCCGGAUUACCUCCAAGACACCAUUGAGAAAGUAAAGAUGAUUCAAGCGAGGAUGAAGGCAGCUCAAGACCGUCAGAAAUCUUAUGCAGACUUGGGAAGGAAGCCUGCCGAAUUCGAAGCGGGAGAGAAAGUCCUACUCAGAGUCUCCCCGACCAAGGGGGUAAUGAGAUUUGGGAAAAAGGGAAAGCUAAGCCCGAGGUUCAUAGGCCCUUAUGAUAUCCUCGAAUGAGUGGGAAGAGUAGCAUAUCGGCUAGCUCUACCCACCGAGUUGGCUAAGGUACACCACACUAUAACCCGCUCAUUAAGUAGUGAUUACCUGAUUACAAAUCUCUGUAGUGUGCAUUUCGCGUAGGUACACAAUGUUUUCCAUAUCUCCCAAUUGAAGAAGUAUGUCCACGACGAAUCCCAUAUUCUUAGCCCCGAGGUACGAAUCGUAACCUUAUGAUAAUUAGAUCAAAGUAUCACAUCUAACCUCGACUCUCUUAGGUGGUCGAGUUGGAUGAAUCGUUGACCUAUGAGGAGAAGCCGAUCCAGAUUUUGGACACUAAGACUCGUGAGACUAAGAGGAAAGCGGUUAAGAUGGUGAAAGUGUUAUGGUCUAACCACUUGGCCGAAAACGCCACCUGGGAAACUGAGGAUGAUAUGCGCAAACGCUACCCUGAACUAUUUGAUUAAGGUAAUGCUUAACUGCAGGGACGGAACAUCUCUUCUAGGGGUAGCCUAUAAUACUUGGUAAUUCAUACUUAUGUCUUAGCCUUGCUUCGGGGACGAAGCAACCCUUUAAGGAGGGUGGAAUGUAAUACUUAAGAAUUUUAUCAUUUGACUUAAGUUUAAGCUUUGGGACUACGCACCUCUUAAAGGGGUAUAGAUUAAAAACACUGGUAUUAAUAAAACCGUUGUAGCUUAUGCUUCGAGGGCGAAGCAUUCUUUAAGGGGGAUGGAAUGUAACACCCAAAAAAAAACUCUUAAAAUAAAAUCAGAUAUAAAUUAUCUGAUAAAUUAUUAAAAGUGAAACAAGUUAUUGAUAAAAUAAUUAAUACGAGUAAGUAAUAAUAGUACUAGCUUAACUCAUACGUAUACAUCACUUAAAUAAGAUGCAAUGCACUACGUAGCAUAACUAACACACCAUACCCUGAUGAUGAUGCACAUGACUCACAUACAUAUACAUACAUACGUAAUACAUACAUGUAUUACAUACAUACAUACUUGAUGCAAGUAACGUAUAUGCAUGCAUACAUGCAUCAUUAUUGUUAUAAACAUAAACUUACAGUUUGAUUAGUAUAGACAGUAACGGGCAACUAAAACGGAUCAGAUUAAUGAUAUGCAUUAAUCAAUCUUAUUAAGUUAUCAAGUAAAUAGCAUUAAGCCUCAAACGGCUGGAGGGAAUUGAACGGUCAGGACCUCUAUACAUUCGUCGAGCACAUGGCAGAAACACGUGAAACUAGAGAACCUAUAUAUACAUAAAUACUUUGUAGGAUAAAACAAAACUAAAGCUAUAGCUAAGCAGACGAUCUCUCAAAUUUUCGGUAUAAAUCGAAAGAAGAUAGUGAGGAUGCUCCACGUCGGAAAAUCGCUAUAGGGCUUCCGGGCUGAUUCUACGCCGGACUGUCGGAGUAGCAUAACAGGUUUGCCGCAAAGAGAAGGAGUUAGCGCCGGAGAAGAAGAAGUUGGUGCCGCCGGACCAAAUUGCUGCUGCCGCUGUUGCUCGACCGGAAAGCCAUCGGGUGCCUCCAUCUCCAUCAGAAAGGAAGCCAUCCCGCCGCCGUCUGAGCCGGCUGGUCACCGCCGGAAGCUAGAGCCUUGCGUCGCCGCCGGUACCGCAUUAAGAAGAAUGAAGUGAUUAUUUAGAGACCGGAGUAGAAGAAGAGAAUUAGGAGCACCUGGACUAGAGGUAAGUUUCUCUGCCAAUCCAAAAAUCGUUUCCUCGUAUUAUAUAUGUAUUAUGUGAUACGUGAUUUUUAAGUGUGAAGUAUGACUUUUAUGCAUGUGAUUCUGAGAUGAUUCGUGAAACUAAGUGCUUUUAGGGGGUGCACACACUUAAGGUAGUCGUUUCGUUUCCAAUAGAGCAGUUGUGGUACCGGCAUUUAUCCGGGGUGGCCGUCCGUAACCACGGUCCACCGGGCUCUACCGAAAGGUUGAGCACCGCCCUUCUAAAUUACUAGGAAGUUAGAGAAGAAGUGAUUUUUGAGGAAAUCAAGGAGAAGAGUUAUUAUGAAGUUUUAAAGAGAAGUUGAGGAUUUUCGUGAAGAAGUAGUUUUGAGAAAAAUCAAAGUGAAAAGAAUUUCGAUGGUGUGAGUAUUUUUAUAUAUUAUUAUAUAAAGAUCUAUUUUAGUCAAACAUGAUUAUUUUACGGGGUUGGGUAGUACUUACUUAGCUCUAAAGCUAAUUUUUGUUUUCUUUUCCUUGUUUUGUUUCUGCACUUUAUUUGUGCAGGUGAGGAUGAUUUUGUCGAUUGAUGAUUGCUUGCAUGGCCCGAGAGCGAAUUAGAAGUCGCCUUAGUUAUACUAGUCAUGAAAUAAACAUUUACUUUACAAACACUUUAUUUUUAUUAAAUUAGUUGUUAUGUUUUAGUUGUCUGUGCAUCCGGUUGAGAGAUGACCGGAUGUGGCGGUAACACUCAUUUCCUUUAUUAAGACUUCCGUUGUACUUUCUUUAAAUUUUCAUUAUCAAUAAAUUAAAGUUUUAUUUCAAUUA
Cuscuta europaea is the source of this 20974-nucleotide messenger RNA. NCBI's taxonomy places the organism in Eukaryota, Viridiplantae, Streptophyta, Magnoliopsida, Solanales, Convolvulaceae. The record is from the annotation of a GenBank genome assembly.